CGAUCCAGUGUAGCAAGUAUCGCCUCCGCGCAAGAUGGCCCCGACGACGACGACCCUCGGCCGCUCCGUGAGCGUCUCGGAGGAGUACGAGAUCGACCAGAACCUCCUCGCGCGCUACGAGCGCCUCAACAUGGAGCUCGAGCAGAUGGCGCGCCUCCAGCGGAGCCGCCAGCGCAACCACAGCUGGGACAACCUCGAGUCGACCAAGGCCGGCGGGACCUCGUCGCGCGGUGUCUUUAGCGCGCGCGUGCCCUCCAACUAUGGCAGCUCGCGCGGCUUCAACGCCAGCCUGCGCGGCCCCAGCGCGAGCGCAACGACGCCGACAGGCACCACGCGCGGGACGCUCUUCUCGAGCCAGCGCAGCACGGGCCUCUUCCCGUCGACGCGUGGCGGCAAGAUCGACAUCCCUGCGCCGUACGAGGAAGAGUGGGUCGCGCUCUCCAAGGAGCUGGAGAAGGCCCGGAAGGACUGUAUCGAGAAGCGCGCGACGCAAGCCGAGCUUUUGGCCAAGAUGGAGAAGAUUGAAAACUCGGCGCUUCGGCGCUUCUUUGGCUUCAACAAGGAGAAGCGCAUGGAGAAGCUCCGGCUCAAGCUCUGCAAGCAGCUCAGCGACGCCGAGGCCGCCGACAACACCUUGCACAAGCUCGAGCGCCGGUCCAUGAGCCUCACGGAACUGCAGAUCCAGUCGCUCAAGCCGCGCUCGACACCAGGCGGCCAGCUGCCCUCCACCUCCAUGUCGCUUUUGCCCGUGCCCAUGGACGACCUCGACAUCGAGCUCAUGGAGCGGCAAGAGCUGCUCGAGCAGGAGAAGCGCGACAUCCUCAACAACGUCUUCAACGCGUUCGUGGUCCCGGAUGUCCACCGGCUCAAGGCCCACAUUGCAGUCGCUGCCUCCGAAGUCAAGGCCGGCGACGCGAUCCAAAAGCAGCUCGAAGACAUCUACAAGCAGUACCGCCAAGCCUUUGGCCUUCUCCGCGCGGCCCUCGCAACCAUCGUCGGCAACGAGUACUCGCACACAAUGAAGGAGUUUAUCCUUGGGCCAUACCCACUCGCGAUCGAGGCUGGUCGGCUCGUCGAGGCGGCGGCGCUGCAGAUCCAGCCCGAGUCGAAGCGCAAGUACCCGGACUUUGCCCCGCUGCUGGCGACGCUGCAGCUGCCCAAGUUUCCGACGACGCUCAAGGACCUCGCGCGGCCCGGCGCGCUCCUCACGACGCCCGAUACGCUCAACGACGGCGGUGAGACCGACCGCCGGCUCAAGCGCGCCGAGAAUGUGAUUGUCAAGACGCAGCAGAUCGUCGCGCGCAAUUUAGAGCUGCUGGAGCAGUGGCGCAGCGUGCUUGAGAAAGACCGCACGCUCGCCGACAAGACGUGCGCGGCGCUCGAGGCGCAGCUCGAGAAGAAGAUGGCGACGCUCGUGCACAGCAUGACCACGUCGAGCUCGGCCGCAUAACAACAAAAGUGUCCACCCUAGUUUAUCAUUAAAAGAAUAUUUGUACCUCGUG
Messenger RNA from Saprolegnia parasitica CBS 223.65, 1502 nucleotides. RefSeq lists its product as hypothetical. NCBI's taxonomy places the organism in Eukaryota, Oomycota, Saprolegniomycetes, Saprolegniales, Saprolegniaceae. The transcript has a single exon. The coding region runs from base 35 to 1450 and encodes 471 amino acids. The record is from RefSeq and is a predicted model, not a curated record.